Messenger RNA from Schistocerca nitens (vagrant locust), 3993 nucleotides. Its product is annotated as repetitive organellar protein-like. The transcript has 24 exons. Bases 1 to 3993 code for a protein of 1330 amino acids. Lineage: Eukaryota; Metazoa; Arthropoda; Insecta; Orthoptera; Acrididae. The record is from RefSeq and is a predicted model, not a curated record.
AUGUCGCUUGCUGCGGAAUGCGGAAACACUACAAGCAACACAGUAGAAGCUUCCUUGGACAUGACCAAGGUCCUUAAUAUUUUGAAUGAACCGAGGUCUGGCAGCCACGUUGCACGAGAAAAUGUUAAAUUCUUGUACGAAAUGUUUUCACAAUUUUGUACUGCCCUGGCUGCACACUUUUCUGGGUUCGGAACUGAUGCCCUUAACUAUCGAUAUAUCGAUAAGUACCGAAAAGAUAUCGAAAAGUACCGAAAAGAUAUCGAAAAGUACCGGAAAGAUAUCGAAAAGUACCGAAAAGAUAUCGAAAAGUACCGAAAAGAUUUCGAAAAGUACCGAAAAGAUUUCGAAAAGUACCGAAAAGAUAUCGAAAAAUAUCGAAAAGUACCGAAAAGAUAUCGAAAAGUACCGAAAAGAUUUCGAAAAGUACCGAAAAGAUAUCGAAAAGUACCGAAAAGAUAUCGAAAAGUACCGAAAAGAUAUCGAAAAGUACCGAAAAGAUAUCGACAAGUACCGAAAAGAUAUCGACAAGUACCGAAAAGAUAUCGACAAGUACCGAAAAGAUAUGUAAAAGUAUCGAAAAGAUAUCGAAAAGUAUCGAAAACAUAUCGAAAAGUAUCGAAAAGAUAUCGAAAAGUAUCGAAAAGAUAUCGAAAAGUAUCGAAAAGAUAUCGAAAAGUAUCGAAAAGAUAUCGAAAAGUAUCUAUAUAUAUCGAAAAGUAUCGAUAUAUAUCGAAAAGUAUCGAUAUAUAUCGAAAAGUAUCGAUAUAUAAUGAAAAGUAUCGAUAUAUAAUGAAAAUAUCGAUAUAUAAUGAAAAGUAUCGAAAAGAUAUCGAAAAGUAUCGAAAAGAUAUCGAAAAGUAUCGAAAAGAUAUCGAAAAGUAUCGAUAUAUAUCGAAUAGUAUCGAUAUAUAUCGAAAAAAUCGAUAUAUCGAUAAAUAUCGAUAUAUCGAAAAGUACCGAAAAGAUAUCGAUAAGUACCGAAAAGAUAUCGAUAAGUACCGAAAAGAUAUCGAUAAGUACCGAAAAGAUAUCGAAAAGUACCGAAAAGAUAUCGAAAAGUACCGAGAAGAUAUCGAAAAGUACCGAAAAGAUAUCGAAAAGUAUCGAAAAGAUAUCGAAAAAUAUCGAAAAGUACCGAAAAGAUAUCGAAAAGUAUCGAAAAGAUAUCGAAAAGUAGCGAAAAGAUAUCGAAAAGUAUCGAAAAGAUAUCGAAAAGUAUCGAAAAGAUAUCGAAAAGUAUCGAAAAGAUAUCGAAAAGUGUCUAUAUAUAAUGAAAAGUAUCUAUAUAUAAUAAAAAUAUCGAUAUAUAAUGAAAAGUAUCGAAAAGAUAUCGAUAAGUAUCGAAAAGAUAUCGAUAAGUAUCGAAAAGAUCUCGAAAAGUAUCGAAAAGAUCGAAAAGUAUCAAAAAGAUAUCGCAAAUAUCGAAAAGAUAUCGAAAAGUAUCGAAAAGAUAUCGAAAACUAUCGAAAAGAUAUCAAAAAGUAUCGAAAAGAUAUCGAAAAGUAUCGAAAAGAUAUCGAAAAGUAUCGGAUAGAUAUCGAAAAGUAUCGAUAUAUCGAAAAAAUCGAUAUAUCGUACCGAAAAGAUAUCGAAAAGUACCGAAAAGAUAUCGAAAAGUACCGAAAAGAUACCGAAAAGUAUCGAAAAGAUAUCGAAAAGUAUCGAAAAGAUAUCGAAAAGUAUCGAAAAGAUAUCGAAAAGUAUCGAAAAGAUAUCGAAAAGUAUCGAAAAGAUAUCGAAAAGUAUCUAUAUAUAAUGAAAAUAUCGAUAUAUAAUGAAAAGUAUCGAAAAGAUAUCGAUAAGUAUCGAAAAGAUAUCGAUAAGUAUCGAAAAGAUAUCGAUAAGUAUCGAAAAGAUAUCGAUAAGUAUCGAAAAGAUAUAGAUAAGUAUCGAAAAGGUAUCGAUAAGUAUCGAAAAGAUAUCGAAAAGUUUCGAAAAGAUAUCGAAAAGUAUCUAUAUAUAUCGAAAAGUAUCUAUAUAUAUCGAAAAUAUCGAAUUAUCGAUAAGUAUCGAUAUAUCGAUACUUAUCGAUAUAUCGAAAAGUACCGAAAAGAUAUCGAAAAGUACCGAAAAGAUAUCGAAAAGUACCGAAAAGAUAUCGAAAAGUACCGAAAAGAUAUCGAAAAGUACCGAAAAGAUAUCGAAAAGUACCGAAAAGAUAUCGAAAAGUACCGAAAAGAUAUCGAAAAGUACCGAAAAGAUAUCGAAAAGUACCGAAAAGAUAUCGAAAAGUAUCGAAAAGAUAUCGAAAAGUAUCGUAAAGAUAUCGAAAAGUAUCUAUCGAUAUAUAAUGAAAAGAAUCGAAAAGAUAUAGAAAAGUAUCGAAAAGAUAUCGAAAAGUAUCGAAAAGAUAUCGAAAAGUAUCAUAAAGAUAUCGAAAAGUAUCGAAGAGAUAUCGAAAAGUAUCGUAAAGAUCGAAGAAAAGAUAUCGAAAAAUAUCGAAAAGUUCCGAAAAGAUAUCCAAAAGUACCGAAAAGAUAUCCAAAAGUACCGAAAAGAUAUCGAAAAGUACCGAAAAGAUAUCGAAAAGUACCGAAAAGAUAUCGAAAAGUACCGAAAAGAUAUCGAAAAGUAUCGAAAAGAUAUCAAAAGUAUCGAAAAGAUAUCGAAAAGUAUCGAAAAGAUAUCGAAAAGUAUCUAUAUAUAAUGAAAAAUAUCGAUAAGUAUCGAAAAGACAUAGAUAAGUAUCGAAAAGAUAUCGAUAAGUAUCGAAAAGAUAUCGAAAAGUAUCGAAAAGACAUCGAAAAGUAUCGAAAAGAUACCGAAAAGAUAUCGAAAAGUAUCGAAAAGAUAUCGAAAAGUAUCUAUAUAUAUCGAAAAUACCGAAAAGAUAUCGAAAAGUACCGAAAAGAUAUCGAAAAGUACCGAAAAGAUAUCGACAAGUACCGAAAAGAUAUCGACAAGUACCGAAAAGAUAUCGACAAGUACCGAAAAGAUAUCGACAAGUACCGAAAAGAUAUCGAAAAGUAUCGAAAAGAUAUCGAAAAGUAUCGAAAAGACAUCGAAAAGUAUCGUAAAGAUAUCGAAAAUAUCGAAAAGAUAUCGAAAAGUAUCGAAAAGAUAUCGAAAAGUAUCGAAAAGAUAUCGAAAAGUAUCGAAAAGAUCGAAAAGUAUCGAAAAGAUAUCGAAAAGUAUCGAUAUAUCGAAAAGUAUCGAUAUAUCGAAAAGUAUCGUUAUAUCGAUAAGUAUCGAAAAGUACCGAAAAGAUAUCGAAAAGUACCGGAAAGAUAUCGAAAAGUACCGAAAAGAUAUCGAAAAGUACCGAAAAGAUAUCGAAAAGUACCGAAAAGAUAUCGAAAAGUAUCGAAAAGAUAUCGAAAAGUAUCGAAAAGAUAUCGAAAAUAUCGAUAUAUCGAAAAGUACCGAUAUAUCGAAAAGUACCGAAAGGAUAUCGAAAAGUAUCGAAAAGAUAUCGAAAAGUACCGAAAAGAUAUCGAAAAGUACCGAAAAGAUAUCCAAAAGUACCGAAAAGAUAUCGAAAAGUACCGAAAAGAUAUCGAAAAGUACCGAAAAGAUAUCGAAAAGUACCGAAAAGUUUUCGAAAAGUAUCGAAAAGAUAUCGAUAAGUAUCGAAAAGAUGUCUAUAAGUAUUUAUAUAUAAUGAAAAUAUCGAUAUAUAAUGAAAAGUAUCGAAAAAAUAUCGAUAAGUAUCGAAAAGAUAUCGAUAAGUAUCGAAAAGAUAUCGAUAAGUAUCGAAAUUUUAUAGAUAAGUAUCGAAAAGAUAUCGAAAAGUAUCGAAAAGAUAUCGUAAAGUAUCGAAAAGACAUCGAAAAGUAUCGAAAAGAUAUCGAAAGGUAUCGAAAAGUAUCGAAAAGAUAUCGAAAAGUAUCGAAAAGAUAUCGAAAAUACCGAAAAGAUAUCGAAAAGUACCGAAAAGAUAUGGAAAAGUACCGAAAAGAUAUCGAAAAGUACCGAGAAGAUAUCGAAAAGUACCGAAAAGGUAUCGAAAAGUAUCGAAAAGAUAUCGAAAAGUAUCGAAAAGAUAUCGAAUAG